GUAUUUGCUGUAGGCAUUUAAACGAUUUAAACACUGCAAAACACGGGCAGAUAUUUUAUAAUUGUAUAAUUCGUAUAAUUGUAUAUCUUGUAUAUAUUGCAAAGAAAUUAAAAAAAACUAAUUGAUUCGCAAAAAUCUUAUAUUAAUAUGGGAACUAGUACUGAAUUUGGUCCUGAUUCAGGAGGGAGGAUAAAGGGUCUCACUAUUAUAAAACCUAUAAUUUAUGGAAAUAUUGCUCGUUAUUUUGGUAAAAAACGUGAAGAAGAUGGUCACACGCAUCAGUGGACAGUAUACGUGAAACCAUAUAAUAAUGAAGAUAUGUCGACGUAUGUUAAGAAAGUACAUUUCAAAUUACACGAGAGUUACAAUAAUCCAAACAGAAUUGUCACAAAGCCUCCUUAUGAAUUAACAGAAACAGGCUGGGGUGAAUUUGAAAUUGUCAUUAAAAUCUAUUUUCACGAUGCAAAUGAACGACCGGUGACGAUAUAUCAUAUUCUGAAAUUAUUUCAAUCAACAUCUGAAAUUCAGUUGGGAAAAAAGAGUUUGGUGUCUGAAUUUUAUGAAGAAAUAAUAUUUCAAGAUCCAACUGCUCUUAUGCAACAAUUAUUAAGUUCAACAAAACCUAUGACUUUAGGAGCUUGGCGCCAUGAAACAGAUUUUGAAGCUAAAAAGGAAUACACUUUAAAAGCAAUUAUGGAAGCAAGAAACAAAGUCAGAGGAGAAGUUGGUGAAUUAAAAGAAAAAUUGACACUUGCCAGAGAAACAAUUGCAAAGUUCAAAGAGGAAAUAUCGAAAGUUUCAAAAACAAGUGGUGCCCUUACGGUCUCGUAAUACAACUUCUUAUUAUUUUUAUAAAUUGACAUAAGUAUUAUAAUUUUUUUUACUUUUAUAUUAAAAGUAUUGAGAAAAAAUUA
This is a messenger RNA of Leptopilina heterotoma, 914 nucleotides long. RefSeq names its product YEATS domain-containing protein 4 (gene Gas41). Bases 148 to 831 code for a protein of 227 amino acids. NCBI's taxonomy places the organism in Eukaryota, Metazoa, Arthropoda, Insecta, Hymenoptera, Figitidae. Gene Ontology annotation, biological process: regulation of DNA-templated transcription. The transcript has 4 exons. The record is from RefSeq and is a predicted model, not a curated record.